Musa acuminata AAA Group (dessert banana) is the source of this 492-nucleotide messenger RNA. RefSeq names its product COBRA-like protein 7. Gene Ontology annotation, cellular component: plasma membrane. The transcript has 2 exons. NCBI's taxonomy places the organism in Eukaryota, Viridiplantae, Streptophyta, Magnoliopsida, Zingiberales, Musaceae. The coding region runs from base 1 to 492 and encodes 163 amino acids. Gene Ontology annotation, biological process: plant-type cell wall cellulose biosynthetic process; cellulose microfibril organization. The record is from RefSeq and is a predicted model, not a curated record.
AUGUGCCCCAUUCGCGUGCACUGGCACGUGAAGGAGAGCUACAGAGAGUACUGGCGAGUGAAGGUGACGAUCACCAACUUCAACAUGUACAGCAACUACAGCGACUGGAAUUUGGUGAUACAGCAUCCCAACUUUCGGAGCAUACUACAAAUCUUCAGCUUCAACUACCUGCCUCUCGUCCAGUAUGGCGAGAUCAAUGAUACCGCGAUGUUUUGGGGCAUCAAACAUUACAAUGACAUGUUGAUUCAGUGCGGCGAGAACGGGAAUGUGCAGACCGAGAUGCUGCUGCACAAAGACGCUGCAGACUUUACCUUCGGUGGAGGCUGGGCUUUCCCGAGGAGGCUAUCGUUCAAUGGACAUGAUUGUGUCAUGCCGCCGCCGGAUUCGUACCCGACGCUGCCCAACGGAAGCUCCACGUUGUCCUCUCUGGUUCAUUGUGUCUCCCUGGUUCUCUCGUCGUUCUUGUUGUCUGUAGUCUUGCUGCUCUUGUAA